Molecule: messenger RNA, 4044 nt
Organism: Oryctolagus cuniculus (rabbit)
Lineage: Eukaryota; Metazoa; Chordata; Mammalia; Lagomorpha; Leporidae
Gene: IFIH1
Product: interferon induced with helicase C domain 1
Biological process (GO): MDA-5 signaling pathway; antiviral innate immune response
Cellular component (GO): cytoplasm
Molecular function (GO): hydrolase activity; ATP binding; zinc ion binding
Source: RefSeq, a predicted model, not a curated record
CAGGAGGUCAGGUUUAUAUUAGGAAGGCCACAGGGGUGACUUCUUCCUGGGGUACUAGGGUCCCAGGACUAUGGACUGGUGUGUUCUUGGCUUCAUCUCUCCCUGUCAGCGCGCCGGCAGGGACAUUGCUUCCCGCUCAUGUUAAGGAGCAUUUUCUCUUCACUUCUCUUUCGGAAAGUCCGAAAUCACAAGUUGCUCUGCCCUCAAAUUUUAGCUGACAAAGGGGUGUGACGGCUGAAGCGGAACGCUGCCUGGAAGACAAAACACCGGCCCGGGAGCACGGCGGGAGUGCCGCUUGUCUCACUUGGUUCCGGGGAGAAUUCCUUUUCUUGUUUCCUCUCAUCAAAGGAAUGUCUUCACCCGGCCGACUUAAAGGUGGCUCCUCCCCGAUCACACCAGCUUCUCCGGGGGGACGGCUUAGGCGACGUCCCGGGAAGAGAAUCGAAACAGAAACCAGUAUCUCACCGAUUAGAAAAGCCGCCUGCGGAAGGCAGGACUCAAGACAGCUCUCUCCCAGGGUGUAGAGGCCUCGCCCGGGACCCCGCGCGCCGCGCAGAGUCCAAGGGAGCCUCGUCCUCGCCCUCGGCCCCGAACUCUCCGCAGCAGCAGCCCAGGCUCCGCCCACCUGCCCACCUGCCCACCUGCCAGGCUGUCCAGGUGCGACUGGGUUCUGGGCGCUGGCCUAGGGGCCUUGCCCGCGACUUCUUCGCCGUCGUUUGGAACAACGCUGCAGACUGAGCCUGCUUCCGCAGGGCAGCUGACAGAGGCGCAGUUACCUCACCUGUUCACCUUUCCGUGGAGGGAAUCCUCUCCCUUUUCCAAGGACUGAAGAUGUCGAAUGGUUAUUCCGCAGACAAGAAGUUCCUCUAUCUCCUCUCAUGCUUCCGGGCCAGAGUGAAAAUGUACAUCCAGGUGGAGCCUGUCCUGGACCACCUGACCUUUCUGCCUGCAGAUGUGAGGGAACAGAUCCACAGGACAGCCGACACUUCUGGGAAUGUGCAAGCAGUUGAACUGCUCCUGAGCACCUUGGAGAAGCAGAUCUGGCCCCAGGGCUGGGCUCGCGAGUUUGUGGAGGCCCUGAAGAGCGCUGGCAGCCGUUUAGCAGCCCGCUACCUGAAUCCUGAGCUCGCCGACCUGCCCUCGCCAUCAUUCGAGAACACUCAUGAUGAAUGCUUCCAACUGCUGAACCUCCUGCAGCCCACGCUGGUAGACAGCCUUCUAGUUCGAGAUGUCUUAGAUAAAUGCGUGGAGGAGGACCUGUUGACCACUGAAGACAGAAAUCGGAUCUCUGCUGCAGAAAACAAUGGGAAUGAGUCAGGGGUACGAGAACUACUAAAAAGGAUUGUGCAGAAAGAAAACUGGUUUUCCACAUUUCUGGAUGUUCUCCGUCAAACAGGAAAUGAUAAACUUGCGCAAGAGUUAACAGGCACCGAGUUCUUGGAGAGCAAUGCAGAGGCUGAAAAUGUAUCACAAGAAGAUGGUCCUGAAGUUCAAGAGCUGCUUUAUUCAACCGCAGAUCAGCCAAGUCCAGAGAAAGAGGGAUGGGACAUGGAGAACAAUUCAUCAGAGUCAUCCUUUGCAGAUUCUUCUGUGGUUUCAGAAUCAGACACAAGUUUGGCAGAAGGAAGUGUCAGCUGCUUAGAUGAAAGUCUUGGACAUAACAGCAACAUGGGCAGUGAUUCAGGCACCAUGGGAAGUGAUUCAGAUGAAGACAGUGCAGCAGUAAGAAGAUCCCCUGAGCCAGAGCUGCAGCUUAGGUCUUACCAAAUGGAAGUUGCCCAGCCAGCCUUGGAAGGGAAGAACAUCAUCAUCUGCCUUCCUACAGGGAGUGGGAAAACACGAGUGGCUGUUUUCAUUGCCAAGGAUCACUUGGACAAGAAGAAAAAGGAAUCUAAUCCAGGAAAAGUUAUAGUUCUUGUCAAUAAGGUACCAUUAGUUGAACAGCUCUUUCGCAAAGAAUUCAAACCGUUUUUGAAGAAAUGGUAUCGUGUUAUUGGAUUAAGUGGUGAUACCCAACUGAAAAUAUCAUUUCCAGAAGUUGUCAAAUCUCAUGAUGUUAUUAUCAGUACAGCCCAAAUUCUUGAAAACUCCCUUUUGAAUUUUGAAAAUGGAGAAGAUGCUGGUGUCCAAUUGUCAGACUUUUCCCUCCUUAUCAUUGAUGAAUGUCAUCAUACCAACAAAGAAGCAGUCUACAAUAACAUUAUGAGGCGUUAUUUGAAACAGAAGUUGAAAAAUAAUAGACUCAAGAAAGAAAACAAGCCAGUGAUUGCCCUACCUCAGAUUCUGGGACUAACAGCUUCACCUGGUGUUGGAGGAGCCAACAAGCAAGCCAAAGCCGAAGAACACAUUCUUAAAAUAUGUGCCAAUCUUGAUGCAUUUACCAUUAAAACCGUGAAAGAAAAUCUUGAUCAGCUCAAAGACCAAAUGAAGGAGCCAUGCAAGAAGUUUGCAAUUGCAGAUGACACCCGAGAGGAUCCAUUUAAAGAGAAGCUUCUAGAAAUAAUGACAAGGAUUCAAACUUAUUGCCAGAUGAGUCCAAUGUCAGAUUUUGGAACUCAACAUUAUGAACAAUGGGCCAUUCAAAUGGAAAAAAAAGCUGCAAAAGAAGGAAAUCGCAAAGACCGUGUGUGUGCAGAACACUUGAGGAAGUACAAUGAGGCCCUGCAAAUUAAUGACACAAUUCGGAUGAUUGAUGCAUAUAAUCACCUUGAAACUUUCUAUAAUAAUGAGAGAGAAAAGAAACUCGCAGUCCAAGAAGAUGCUAGUGAUGAGAGUGAUAAUGAUGAUUGUGGUGGCAAUGAAGAUAAUUUUAACAAACCAUUGGAACAGGAUGGGACAGAUAGAUUUCUUAUGGCAUUAUUUUUUGAAAACAAAAACAUGUUGAAAAAACUAGCUGACAACCCAGAACAUGAAAAUGAAAAGCUGAUCAAAUUAAGAAACACCAUAAUGGAACAAUACACGAGAACUGAGGAAUCAGCACGAGGAAUAAUUUUCACAAAAACACGGCAGAGUGCUUAUGCCCUUUCCCAGUGGAUUACUGAAAAUGAAAAAUUUGCAGAAGUAGGCGUUAAAGCCCACCAUCUUAUUGGAGCUGGUCACAGCAGUGAGUUCAAGCCCAUGACACAGAAUGAACAAAAAGAAGUCAUUAGUAAAUUUCGCACUGGAAAAAUAAAUCUGCUUAUAGCUACCACAGUGGCAGAAGAAGGUCUGGAUAUCAAAGAAUGUAAUGUCAUUAUUCGUUACGGUCUCGUCACUAAUGAAAUUGCCAUGGUCCAGGCCCGUGGUCGAGCCAGAGCUGAUGAGAGCACCUACAUCCUGGUUGGCUGCAGUGGCUCAGGAGUUGUUGAACGUGAGACAGUGAAUGAUUUUCGAGAGAAGAUGAUGUAUACAGCUAUACAUCGUGUUCAAAAUAUGAAACCAGAGGAGUAUGAGCAUAAGAUUUUGGAAUUACAGAUGCAAAGUAUAAUGGAAAUGAAAAUGAAAAUAAAGAGAAGUAUCGCAAAGCAUUACAAGGAAAAUCCAUCGUUAAUAACUUUCCUCUGCAAAAACUGCAGUGUGCCAGCCUGCUCUGGGGCAGAUAUCCAUGUGAUUGAGAAGAUGCAUCAUGUCAACAUGACACAAGAAUUCAAGAAACUCUACAUUGUGAGAGAAAGCAAAGCACAAAAGAAGAACUUUGCUGACUAUAAAACAAAUGGAGAGAUUAUCUGCAAAUGUGGCCAAGACUGGGGCACGAUGAUGGUACACAAAGGCUUAGAUUUGCCUUGUCUCAAAAUAAGGAAUUUUGUAGUAGUUUUCAAAACUAAUUCAGCAAAGAAACAAUACAAAAAGUGGGUUGAAUUACCUAUCACAUUUCCUGAUCUUGACUACUCAGAAUACUGUCUCUUAAGUGAUGAAGAUUAGCAUUUGAUUGAAGAUUCUCUUAAAUUAUUAUCACGUUAACAUGCAAUAUGAUUUGGAUCAAUGUUUUCAUUAUACUAUAGAACUGAUGUGAGUAUUAAUAAAAUUAUUGCUUUACUCUAUAUUGAGCUUUUUAAAAGAACAUAA